AUGGGUGACACCAAUGAUUAUCUUCUUCGUAAUCGUGAUGGAAAAUGGACAUCGUAUUCAUUAUGCUUGAUCAUUUCUUGUGCUCUAUGUGCUCUUGGUGUUAUAGCAGUAGUUAUUGUACUUGCCCUUCUUCCCAUCUAUCUCAAGGACAAAGGAGAGGAUAUGGAAACUACUACAAACAAGGCAUUGUUUGAAGUGAAUUAUAAUACGCCUAUGGUCGUUUCAUCAACCACGGAAGUGACCGACUUGGAUUCUUUGAGUAACGAGAUGAAUAAGGCAUUGGAUGUCAGCGAAAUCAGAAUUAGUUUUGCUCAAUUGAUCUCAACAUCUAGUGGAAAAAAGAAAAGACGCGAAACAAAAAAAUGUGAAAAUAACGAAAACGCCAAUGCCAAUGUUUUUGUUAUUCAAUUCUACACCGACUUUUCAAAAACAUGCCGAACAUCAAAAUGCCAACAAGAUACUAUUAACAAAAUUACUUUACAUGUUCGAACACGUUUAACACAAAUUACAAUUUCAACUUCACUAGCAAAUGGUGCCAGUGUCACACUUUCGUUAUCGUUUUGCUCAAUGAUACGAAUCACUGGCGAUCCAGUUGCAACUUGUUAUGAUAAUAUCCAAAAUCAAAAUGAGACUGGUACAGACUGUGGUGGUAUAUGUGCACCAGAACGACAAUGUACAGAUGGAUCAAGUUGCGUUGUGGCUAAUGACUGUACCGGCAAUGUUUGUGCAUCAAGCAUUUGCUUACCUGCAAAUUGUGGAAAUGGUCUAAAGGAUAGCAAUGAAACAGGAGUAGACUGUGGGGCAGUGUGUGCAGCUGGGAAAAAAUGUUCAGCUUAUGCCGGUUGUCAAAGAGCAUUUGACUGCACAAGUGCUGUUUGUGCGUCUGGCGUCUGCUUGCCCACCACCUGUAAUAACAAUGUACAAGAUCUUAGUGAAACUGGAGUAGAUUGUGGUGGAUCUUGUGCACUUGGAAAGAAAUGUGUUGAUGGUGGACGGUGCAACGUAUCUACAGAUUGUAGCAGUAAUCUAUGCGUCUCACAGGUUUGCUUACCAACGCAAUGCGCUAAUGGUGUACAAGAUAACGGCGAAACAGGAACAGACUGCGGAGGACCAUGUGCAGUCGGAAAAAAAUGUGCUGACGGAGGACGAUGCACUGUAAAUGCUGACUGUACCAGCAACGUAUGCUCUAUACAACUGUGCUUACCACGUCAGUGUGGUAAUGGUGUUCAAGACAAUGGUGAGACCGGAACAGACUGUGGAGGACCAUGUGCAGCCGGAAAGAAAUGUGCUGAUGCAUCGCAGUGUACUGUACCUGCUGAUUGUAGCAGUAAUCUAUGUGUUUCGCAACUUUGUCUACCAAGCAAAUGUGCUAAUGGUGUUCAAGACAACGGUGAAACUGGAGUGGAUUGUGGAGGACCAUGUGCAGCCGGAAAGAAAUGUGCUGACGCAUCGCAGUGUACUGUGUCUGCUGAUUGUAACAGUAACGUGUGCGCUACACAAAUUUGCCUACCGAGUCAAUGUGGUAAUGGUGUUCAAGAUAGUGGCGAGACGGGAACAGAUUGCGGAGGACCAUGUGCAGCUGGAAAAAAGUGUGCUGACGCAUCGCAGUGUACUGUACCUGCUGAUUGCAGCAGUAACGUGUGCGCUACACAAAUUUGCCUACGUAAGCGCAUCAUGCUUUGUGAUGAAUUUUGUGGCUGA
Molecule: messenger RNA, 1701 nt
Organism: Adineta ricciae
Lineage: Eukaryota; Metazoa; Rotifera; Eurotatoria; Adinetida; Adinetidae
Source: the annotation of a GenBank genome assembly